Budorcas taxicolor (takin) is the source of this 2265-nucleotide messenger RNA. It is a transcript of the gene AGPAT5, whose product is annotated as 1-acylglycerol-3-phosphate O-acyltransferase 5. Gene Ontology annotation, cellular component: endomembrane system; mitochondrion. The transcript has 9 exons. Bases 1 to 1194 code for a protein of 397 amino acids. The record is from RefSeq and is a predicted model, not a curated record. NCBI's taxonomy places the organism in Eukaryota, Metazoa, Chordata, Mammalia, Artiodactyla, Bovidae. Gene Ontology annotation, molecular function: acyltransferase activity.
AUGCUGCUGUCCCUGGUGCUCCACAUGCACUCGGUGCGCUGCGUGCUGCCGGCCGCCGUGCUCCUGGGCGCGGCGCCCACCUACGUGCUGGCCUGGGGCGCCUGGCGGCUGCUCUCCGCCCUGCUGCCCUCGCGCUUCUACCAGGCGGUGGACGACCGGCUCUACUGCGUCUAUCAGAGCAUGGUGCUCUUCUUCUUCGAGAACUACACCGGGGUGCAGAUAUUGCUAUAUGGAGAUUUGCCAAAAAAUAAAGAAAAUAUAAUAUAUUUAGCAAAUCAUCAAAGCACAGUUGACUGGAUCAUUGCGGAUAUUCUGGCCAUCAGGCAGAAUGCUCUCGGACAUGUGCGCUAUGUGCUGAAAGAUGGGCUCAAGUGGCUCCCGCUGUAUGGCUGUUAUUUUUCUCAGCAUGGUGGAAUCUAUGUAAAAAGAAGUGCCAAGUUCAAUGAAAAUCAGAUGAGGAAAAAGCUGCAGCGCUACAUCAGUGCAGGAACUCCAAUGUAUCUUGUAAUUUUUCCAGAGGGAACAAGAUAUAAUCCAGAACUAACAAAAGUUAUUUCAGCUAGUCAAGCAUUUGCUGCUCAAGAAGGCCUUCCAGUAUUAAAACAUGUGCUGACACCAAGAAUAAAGGCAACUCACGUUGCUUUCGAUUCUAUGAAGGAUUAUUUGGAUGCCGUUUAUGAUGUUACAGUGGCUUUUGAAGGGUCUGUGGAUGAUAAAGGGCAGCGGAAGGAAGCACCAUCCAUGGCUGAAUUUCUCUGCAAAGAAUGUCCAAAAAUUCAUAUUCACAUUGAUCGUAUAGACAAAAAAAAUAUCCCAGAAGAACAAGUAUCCAUGAAAAGAUGGCUUCAUGAGCGUUUUGAAAUAAAAGAUAAAUUGCUUAUAGAAUUCUAUGAUUCACCGGACCCAGAAAGAAGAAACAAAUUUCCUGGAGAAAGUGUUAAUUCUAAGCUAAGUCUCAAGAAAACCUUACCAUCAUUCUUGAUCUUAAGUGGUUUGACUGCUGGUUUGCUUAUGACUGAGGCUGGAAGGAAACUGUAUGUGAAAACCUGGAUUUAUGGAACCUUGAUUGGCUGCUUGUGGAUCAUCAGCAGAGGUGCAGCCUACAGCGGACGUGGGGCCUCACCGGAAGCACUGUGUCCUGACGCAGGCCUCACCCGGAAGUGCUGUGUCCUGACGCAGGCUUCAACCGUUUAAGCUCUUGUGAGCCCGCCCACUGCCCGCGGCAAAGGCAUUUUGUGGUGUUUUACGUCAAGAAGUCGCCUUCCUCAAGCCAGUAAAUAUAGACUUAAUCCAUCAGGACAGAGUGAGUUUGUUUAGUUCCCGUUUGUGUUAAUGAGGCCACGUAAUUCAUCAGAGUCACCUGAAAAGAAGACUGAUGUUUCAGGAACCAUGUCACACAAUUUUCAGUCUUGGAACAACAAACCCUCAAGAAGAGGACCUUUUAAAGUGUGAUCUGCUCUACUUUUAUGUUACAAUUCAAGCUCGAUUGCCUAUUAGUCCCUUAAGAUACCCAUUUCUGCUUCCAGGUAAUGAGUUUUUGCUGUAAAAUUGUAUCAGUGCCCCAGAUGAAAUACACCUCUUAAAUCGUGAUAAACAAAAUAGAAAUAAUAAGAGAAAUUUUGUCUGAUUUUCCAGAAGCAGAGUAAGUUAUUUCAAGAAACCCCUCUGAAGAGUUGGGUAGUAUGAACUGGUUUGUGAUAGUUUAGUAUGUGUAUGUAUAUACACAGAUGAGUAUGUGAUGUGUGUGUACACAUAGUCCCACAGGAUACCAUCGGCCUCAUUAUAAAUGAAGGUGCAGGUAAAACUUUUGUUUUUAUGCCACAUUGCAGUUCUCUUACCUUCUAAAGCGCAAUUAUGUCAAUGCCAUGUCUUUGUUAAAUACUCUUUUUCAACAGUCCUAAACUUAGGAACUAUUUCUAAUUUGAUCACAAUAAAUGUAAGUUGUGUAACUUAUUUUGAAUGUCAUGGAUAUGCUCUAAAUUUAAAUUUUAAGAAGCAAUACCACUGGAAUUAUGUUGAGUAUAACUGAUUUGAAGAAGGCCAAGUGAGCUGCACAAGAUCACUUGAACAGCAUGAUUCUUAUAACUACCCUUAUAUUCUUCUCACAAAAGGUCUAUAAAAUGUUUAAAUUUUUUUUGUAUCAAAGUAUUUCAAAAAUUAGAAGCUUCUUUUUAACAUGUAUUGAUAUGACUUGAAUUUUCUGAAAUUAAGAACUCUAUAUACCAGUAAAUUAUUUCACAUAAUAUCAUUUAAGGUUUUGUUUAU